AAAGGGAAUUUCCGAAUUAGUUGUUGUUUCUAUCAAUGUCACGUGACGUGCACAGACAGGACCGGUCGUCGUAGCGAGAAACACUGAGUGAAAAAGUUGUCACUCUUAGUACUCAGGUAAACUGUCAAGUCAGGCAAAUUAAAGCCUAUCCAAAUUAAGCAAUUGUUUAUCUCAAGGAGCAGAUUCUUCCAAGAUGGAUGAGCCACACGACUUACCCAAAAUUAUUCUCAUUAUGUGCAACAAAAUUACAGGUCAUGAUAGAUAAUGCUUUGAACAAAGUCUGACAUGAAUAAAUAUAUAUCAAUAUACUUGAAAACAGUUAUUUCUUCCAUAUCAUUGGAUGGUUUAACCUGUCUAGAGUGGUUUCUUACAAUGCACAAAUAUCCCAAUUAAGCAAAAUCUAAUUGUGUACUAAAUUAUUGUAACGGGAAUUUCCAAAUUAGUUGCUGUUUCUAUAAAUAUCACGUGACGUACACAGACGCGACCGGUCGUCGUAGCGAGAAACACUCUGAGCUAAACAGACUAUUUGGUCUGAAAUACUUACGUAGACUUACAAGUCAGGCAGAGUAAAGCCUCUACAAAUUUAGCAAUUGUUUAUCUAAAGGAGCAGGUGAGUACACUAACGACUUACACUACUUAGUGUCGACACAUUGAGUAAGUUCCUGGUCUGUGUGUCACCUACCCGCCAUGUACUGUGAGUAGAGGGUGAGUGAAGUAGGUCAGCCGUUGUGUAGUGACAUUUAUUGCUUCAGGUGUUGAGUUAUGUUCACAGUUUGCUGUAGCAGCCUAAAACUCCUACAGAAUUAUAAUAACAAGUAUUAGAGGUCAGGUGCUGGAUCAUAAGUUCUUCACGACAGUUUCAUGUCCUCAGUUCGCUAACUGGUUGUGUAUCUGUACCUCACUGCUGCCACUGAUCACUCUGUUCAAAUUACAUCAUUAAAAAUUAAACAGAAUUCAUGUUUCUUUUUCGUAACAUCAGUUACAUAGACUCAAAGAUGGCUCAGCAGUAAGAAAGACACCGUCCAGUGAUUAACACUAAAUCAUUACUCUGAUAAUUAUACUAUUUUGUUAUCUACUGUGUCAACAAUGUGUCAUUUCUCCGACGGAUUCCAAACAUAAAACCGGUUGUCCGCUGUGUAGGUGUCCUAUCGUAGAGCAGUUAGAUCGAGGUUCGUCCUAUACUCUUGACAACCUGCCGACAGAUUUUCUUUUUCAUUAAACCUUUACCUAACUCAAAUGUACUUCUCUUUUUCUUGAUUGUGUUCCACUCCAAAAUAACUCCAAAAACACAGCAGUACUAUUUGCCUAAAUGUCCUUUCACUAAAUUUUGUUCUACCGAAAUAAUCACUAACCUAAGACUACAAUCUGAGCAUUAUGUUUAAAUGUUUUGUAUCUUCAGAUUAUAUAAUAUGGCUGAGCCACUUGAACGAGAGUGUGCUGUGUGUACGAAUGACUUCACCACACCAAAGAUUCUACCCUGUGGUCAUCUCCUGUGUCGAGAAUGUGUCAUUUCCUGGAUAGAUUCGAAAUGUGCAGCUGGUUGUCCUCUGUGUAGAUGUCCUAUAGUACAGCAGUCAGAUGGAAGUUCGUCCGACACUGUUGACGCCCUGCCGACAGACUUUGUGAUGGAAGCGCUGGUGGAGAGCGCUCGUGUGCUGAGUAAAGAUCACCUUUGUUGUGUGUGUGAGGACGUCAGGGCGGACUUCAUCUGUAUGCAGUGUCAGGUCAUGUUGUGUACAACGUGUAAAAAAGCUCAUAAAAAGCUCCCAGUGAGUCGCAGUCACGAUGUGGAGAGUGUCAGCACUGUGACACCUGAACGUCUGGCUGCCAGCCGCCCUGCACUGUGUGCUGACCACGGCGACAAACACGCGGAGUUCUUCUGCAGCGAACACCGCCUCGCUGUCUGCUCAGCCUGUAAGUCUACCAAACACAAAGUAUGUUUAGAAACAAACUAUCUUGACGAUGAAAUAAAGUCAGUUCAAAACUCACUUACCGACAUAACAAAAAAUCUGGUAGAAGCGGAGCAGAAGCUAGAGCAGGCUAUAGGUCAGCUGACGUCACGUCUACAGGAAGUUGAUGUCAGUGAACAAGAAGACAUGGCGCAGGUGGACAAGGUGUGUAACUGUCUUUACAAGCUGGUGGAAGAUGUUUGUAACAAGCUAAAGGACAAGUGUCGCAAGCAACAUCUCAAAAUCAGGAAGUCGCUAUGUGACGUCAAGACUGGCUUUAGCAACCGUCUAGGGAAGGUGACGUCACACAGACACAUUGUGACGCGAGCGGUGGCAGUAUCACCACGUCCUGCACUGAUACACAUGACACAGGCUCUGACAGACAGGGUCAACAGCCUUGACCUCAGCACUGACCUGCUGGGAGACAAAUGGGAGAAGCCCUUGUCAAGUGUAGAGUGCUGUAAAGAAGUUGUGAGACGAAUAGAAGACGAGCUUCUCAUGUUGAAGCAAGAGAAGACAGAGGCAAAGUUGGUCUCACAGCCACCAGUCCUUGUGUUCCACGACAACUGCGGAACCAACAUUCGUUUGACGAACGGUAACAGGACCGCGGAGAAGACAGAACUGAAUAUGAUCGGUGACGGGGUGGUUGUGUCACGUGACCCUAUGUUAGCGAACGUCUUGUAUGAAGUCAGAGUGGACGCAGGAAAAAAUAGGUACAAGAAGCUAUCACUGGGUGUGACAAGAAUUUCUCCUGCUCACCUUACUGUCAAAGAGUGGUCUGAAGACCUGAAAGACUCCGUUAUCAUCAUGCCCGGUCAUAUCUUCCAUCAGCGAAAACGUGUGCCUACACCGCUCACAAAAGAACUCGGGAGACUUAAAGUCGGGAGUCGAGUCGGGGUACUGGUGACCUCAUCCAACGAACUUCACCUCUACAUCAACGGACAGGACCUGGGCGUUGCAGCAAACAAUGUUACACAACCCUGGUUUGCUGUCUUUGAUAUUGGCAGUUUAGUUAGUAAGGUGACAGCGCUUCCUACGUCUUUGAGAACAUAAAGAAUAUCAGAGAACAAGAAGGCUGAGAGAAUAAAACUAGAAUAUUUUUGUGAUAGAGGAUGACACCAACCUGGGCGUUGAUAUUACCAAUGAGAGCUCCAGUGAAUUUGUUUCGUUAACCUGAUUGCUAUCCAAAACAAGACGAGUACACAUUGCAUCUGUAUAGGAUUUUUUUCAGUUGAAAGACAUUAACAAAUAAAAAAACUAGAUGAGCUACCUUCUCCCCGCCCACACACACACACAUAAAAAAAAAGGGAAACAACUUCUUAGCAUGAAGAGAAGUUUGAUGAUAUAUUAUUUCAACAAAUAAAUAUAUUGUGUAAACACUACAAAACUAUACACAUACGUGCUGCUGUAAAUUAGUUACUUGUUAAAUACAUUGAAUCAAUCAUUGGCUUCUGGCUGUGUUCAUUAAAUUUAAAAAGACUGUUCAUAAAUUACUGUUCAUCGACAAUUAAAAGAAGUGUAAGCUAAGGUAUUUUUUGAAACUGCUCCACUCGUCUUUUCCCAUUCCCCUCAUUCGGGAAGAAAGGUGUUAAAGAUAGUAGCAACUGACCGAUGUACUCAAGAAUAGAAGAUGAAAGAAGCUGGACUCUUUCAGGCGUGAAGUCUCUUUUAGUUUUGAUUUGUUUUUAUUUGCUUCUGCUACCCAAUAGGGAAAAUUAUUACUUAAGGUUUCUAUGCCUCUGAGUGAAGAAAAUGUUUUUAUUAAUUUUAUUUUAUUAUUUUAUUAAUUUUAAAAUAACUGUCAGGACUGUGUGGGUGAAUGAAACACUUUCAUGAGACACUGUUUCAUAGAUCGCAUCAAACACUUUUUGCUUUAGUUGGAUUUUGACUCAAUUUUGUGAAAAAUAAGUAAAAUGUUUAACAGGACAUAACAGUAGUUGAGAAAUGCACUGUACAGAGACCUGCAAUUUUUUCUGUGGAAAGCGGCUGAACUGUGUCUUGCGGUGGCGGUGGUACAUUUGUGUUAGUAUCUGUUUUCUUCUGAUUCAAAAAAGAUAAGAUAACCACUAAAAUACGAUCAAAGAAAAUCAAAAAGAGGAAACAGGGAACUAGCUUCAACCAUAGUAUGCUGAGCACUUCCACUCAAAACACUACAGAGCCUCAAAGAACAAAUCCAAUGUAACUGCCUGUUAGUCCAAGAAUGAACGUGUUAAUAGGAAAUGGACUUUUGUUAAUUUUUUUAAAGCGUGGAAGCACUAAAAUCCUGUCACAGGCACUUUAAUGUGUACUGAGCUCUGUCAAGUGUAAGAGCAGUGAUGUACAUGUGUGAUGUACUUAUGUUAUUGAUAUACUCAGGUGUGAUUCUAACAAGAGAAUGAAGCGACUUAAACUUUCAGUUAUCUGACAUAUCGAUGUUUAACUGAUUUCUUGGUGAUUUUGUGCAGUUCAUAGUUUUAAGUUUGAACUCAUUAAAGGUGUGUUUUCCUGUU
Pomacea canaliculata is the source of this 4438-nucleotide messenger RNA. RefSeq names its product E3 ubiquitin-protein ligase TRIM33-like. Bases 1383 to 3002 code for a protein of 539 amino acids. The transcript is spliced from 6 exons. The record is from RefSeq and is a predicted model, not a curated record. Lineage: Eukaryota; Metazoa; Mollusca; Gastropoda; Architaenioglossa; Ampullariidae. Gene Ontology annotation, molecular function: zinc ion binding.